Molecule: messenger RNA, 546 nt
Organism: Camelina sativa (false flax)
Lineage: Eukaryota; Viridiplantae; Streptophyta; Magnoliopsida; Brassicales; Brassicaceae
Source: RefSeq, a predicted model, not a curated record
UGUCUUAACACGACACCAACUUCGACGCUAGGGUUUUUGCUUCACGGCUUGUUGAAGAGAAGCAUUUUUUUCCCUGUCGUCCCCAGUUUCUACUUCUGCUUUAAGGAACUGUUCAAAGACUUAGAAAUCUGUCAGUUCUAAGCUCCAAAAGAUGCAGAACGAAGAGGGUCAAGUCACUGAGCUUUACAUUCCAAGGAAAUGCUCGGCUACUAACAGGUUGAUCACAUCAAAGGAUCAUGCUUCUGUGCAGCUCAACAUUGGUCAUCUCGAUGCUGAUGGGGUGUACACUGGUCAAUUCACUACAUUUUCUCUCUGCGGUUUUGUCCGUGCUCAGGGUGAUGCUGACAGUGGAGUCGACAGGCUAUGGCAGAAGAAGAAGGUUGAAGCCAAACAACAGUAAGACCAACAAGCUUUGUUUUCUAGUUUCUAGGUUUCUUUUUGAAAUCUAGAUGUGAACCUGUAUCUGGUUUUCUAAUUUCUUGUUGCUGCAAAGCAAAGAUACUUUUGGUUUGAAAGAUAAUGGAAUGAGAUGUUUGGUUUUUGUUU